Molecule: messenger RNA, 1584 nt
Organism: Somion occarium
Lineage: Eukaryota; Fungi; Basidiomycota; Agaricomycetes; Polyporales; Cerrenaceae
Source: the annotation of a GenBank genome assembly
GACCUCUUACACCCUCUCACCUUGGCGGUGAAUGGUCGGAUCGCAUGCGGAUUCUUGUAUCACGUCCCUGGCCGAUGAUUUCAUAUAUCAUCUUUUAUUGGAUGACACAGAAGAAACACUAGCCUGCUUUUCCCAAAUCGAAGAACGAUGGCUAAUCCAAAGGCUUGGGUCAUGAGAUUGUCUUUCGAGAGCGGUUUUUACCUUCUAGACCACGCAUAUGCAUAUGAUACAACAGCCUAUCAUUCCCCUCGCAAUCUGCUAAUGCGGAGAUUCGUUGGCUCCUCAAUGCGACACAGACAUGGCAAUGUGACUGAACAGCAGAUCUCGGUUUGUCCGAGAGACACAUGUAAAACAUACGCAGGUGAUGAAUCUGGUGACAAAGGGGAACUAAGGAAACGAAACUACGUCGUAUAAGCUCAGCUCCGGGGAGCAUCAAAUAGAGCAACAUCGACGUUUACGUGGUGGUCAGUUGUGGCCUCAUCCACCUACUCUCCAGCUAUGUAUUCUAUACAUCUCUGCGCAUUAUUAUUCACGUCGUUCGCCUGCAGCGCAUUUGCAGCGAAUUAUCAGCUUUCAGAUAACCACGUGGGGUCAGAUUUUCUAUCCUCCUUCGUCCAUGAAGCUAUAGCCGACCCUACACAUGGCCGAGUUACAUAUGUCGAUCAAGCAACUGCCAUCGCUCAGAAUCUCACCUUCGCUUCAGGAGACACGCUGAUCAUGCGAGCCGAUUCUACCACUAGGCUUGCCCCAUCUGACGCUGGAAGAAAAAGCGUUCGAAUCCGCAGUGUCAAGACAUACACAACUCAUGUUACAGUGUUUGAUAUUCGUCAUAUGCCUCAGGGUUGUGGUACCUGGCCAGCUGCAUGGGAAAUCGGAGAUGAUUGGCCUAAUUUGGUGGAAAAUCCAACCUACUACAGGCUCGAAGGCGUCAACGACCAGUCUCCAAACGCCAUGACACUGCAUACUAGUGCAAACUGCAAUAUGCCUGCCUCUCGUGACGAGACCGGCACACCUACAGGAAACAACUGUGAUGUUAACACAAGCGGCAACACAGGGUGUGGCGUGCAAGCACCGACUGCUGACAGCUACGGCCCGGCGUUUAAUGCCAUUGGCGGGGGUUGGUACGCUAUGGAGAGAACAACAACGUUUAUCAAGGUUUGGUUCUGGGGUCGCAACUCUGGAAAUGUGCCUUCGGACGUCAGAAACGGAGGUGGUUCAGUUAACACUGAUGCAUGGGGCACACCAACCGCUUUCUUUCCCAACUCUCAAUGUGAUAUCAAUUCACAUUUCGGGCCCAACGAGAUCGUUAUUAACCUGACAUUCUGUGGAGAUUGGGCUGGUCAGUCAGGUGUAUUCAACGGUGCCGGAUGCCCUGGUGACUGCACCACCUUCGUGGACGAGAAUCCAAGCGCAUUCGUUAACGCUUUCUGGAAUAUUGCUGCUGUCCGCGUCUACACAUAACAAGCAAAGCCCGAUUUUCUUUCAUUACUCCGUUUCCCAGAGAAUGUUCUGGUCGUGUUGAUAUCAUCGAGAUACUUCGUUGCCUGUCACAGCUUACGAAAACAACUGUGGAAAUAUUUGUCC